Molecule: messenger RNA, 576 nt
Organism: Eruca vesicaria subsp. sativa (arugula)
Lineage: Eukaryota; Viridiplantae; Streptophyta; Magnoliopsida; Brassicales; Brassicaceae
Source: the annotation of a GenBank genome assembly
AUGAUGUCUACAAUUUCUCCGGUUUUCUCAUGUGAACCGGGUUUAACAACCCAUGUCCCAGCUUUCGACACCGGGUUCACUCCAUGGGACAUUUCACACCUUUUCUCGGUCUUCGACUCAUCAAUGAAUCUAAUACCGGAGUCGGCCCAUGAAUACCAAAGCCAUGAUUCGGUAAACCGGUCUGGUCCAGACGUUGUUCCAACAGAUAAUUAUACCGAUGAAUGGAGAAAGAAACGGAAAUUAUCGAACCGUGAAUCAGCUAAGCGGUCAAGGGUGAAGAAACAAAAGCACUUGGAAGAUAUGAGCAUUCAGCUAAACCAGCUCCAGAAUGAGAACCGGGAAUUGACGAACCAGAUCCGGUACGUUUUACACCAUUUUCAACGAACAGAGAUGGAGAAUGAUCGUCUACGUCUGGAGCACCGUAUGCUCCACGAUACCUUGUUGAACAUAAGACAAGUUUUGAUGUUGCAUCAGAUCGACCGGAGCUCAGACUGUCCUACUUGGCCUUACGAUAACAUUACUGUCGUUACGGUUCAACAUGAUCUAUCGAUCACAACAGAUCAUAUCAUGUUAUAG